Chaetomium fimeti is the source of this 1739-nucleotide messenger RNA. Its product is annotated as DNA polymerase alpha/epsilon subunit B-domain-containing protein. The record is from RefSeq and is a predicted model, not a curated record. Lineage: Eukaryota; Fungi; Ascomycota; Sordariomycetes; Sordariales; Chaetomiaceae. Gene Ontology annotation, biological process: DNA replication; DNA strand elongation involved in DNA replication. The transcript has 4 exons. Gene Ontology annotation, molecular function: DNA binding. Gene Ontology annotation, cellular component: delta DNA polymerase complex. The coding region runs from base 98 to 1612 and encodes 504 amino acids.
GAGAAUACCGCGUCAAGCUUCGUUGAGCGCGUCUCGACUUGCAACUCCAGAACCCCAUCACAACCCCGGAAACCAGUACCACUCUCAGACAAUAACAAUGGUGACGCUCGACGAGAUUGCAGGCACGGGUCUGCUUCAGAAGCCUUCCGAUACACCGAUCGAAAGUCUCGAGCGCCCGGGAUCGGACUACAAGUCCCUUGACACAUUCGCUCUACCGAAUGACCGCCAAUACAAGCAGCAGUUUGCCGAUAUAUACUUCCUCCGUCUCACCAAAAUCAGGCCCGCCGUAGAAGAGAUUGCCACUGCAGCAUGGCAGGAUACUGAGCUAGGCGGCGAGACCGCGACCAAAGUGGACCGUGUUCUAGAUGUGCGCCAGGGCCAGCUAUGUUGGGUUGUCGGCACCGUCUACAUGGACAUGCCGCUCAAGCCCAGCGUGCUAGAAGACGUGUCCAAAGAUCGCUGGAUCUCCGCCCCUACCACAUCCGACCACUACUAUGACGGGGCUGGUGGGGAGUCAGUCAUGCUCGAGGACGACUCCGGUCGAGUCCGUCUGGUUGGAAGCGUACUCAAGGACUAUUUCCUUGUCACGGGCUGUAUUAUUGCAGUAAUGGGCACCGAGAACUCCAACGGCGAGUUCGAGGCUAUCGACCUCAAGUUCGCCGACCUUCCACCACAGCCGGGCCGCUGGUCCCUUUCCAAGCCCCCCCAGAAACCAAAAGUAAAAAACGAAGACGUCGAAAUGACCGACUCCUCACGCCCACAGCCCUCCAAAAAGAUCGCAAUCGUCUCCGGCCUCGAGUUCUCAGGCACCGACACCUCCUACGCAAUGGAACUCAACCUACUCCUCGAGUUCCUCCUCGGCGAAGCCCUCGACCCCGCCGCCCAAUCCGAGCUCUCCCAAAUCUCCCGACUGAUUAUCGCCGGCAACUCCAUCGCCAAACCCUCCGAACACGACCCCGCAACCGACAAAAAAGUGCUCAAGAAGUACGGCUACGAUUCGUCCUCCUACAACCCGCUCCCCUCCCAGCUGCUCGACACCUUCCUCUCCUCCCUCCUCCCAAGCAUGCCCAUCACGCUCCUCCCGGGCGUGCAGGACCCAGCCAACGUCAGCUACCCGCAACAACCAAUCCACGCGGCCAUGUUCCCCAACGCGCGCACGUACACAGCCGCGCCGCCAGCGCCGGGGCAGGGGCAGGCAGCGGCGUUAGAACCGGGGUGGCUCGACGCCGUCACCAACCCGUGGGAGGGCGAGGUGGAGGGGUGGCGGGUGCUGGGCACGGGCGGGCAGAACCUGGACGACAUCUGCCGGUACGUCGACAGCGAGGACAGGCUGGGCAUGAUGGAGGCCAUGUGCCGGUGGCGGUGCAGCGCGCCGACGGCGCCGGAUACGCUGUGGUCGUAUCCCUUCCAGGACGAUGAGCCCUUCGUAAUGAAGGACUGCCCACACCUCUACUUCGUGGGCUGCCAGCCCGAGUUCGGGACCAAGGUCAUCGAGAGCCCGCAGGGCCAGAUGGUGCGGCUGGUCCUAAUCCCCUCGUUCGCGACGACCAAGGAAAUUGUGUUGAUAGACACCGAGACGCUGGACGUGUCAAAGGUGAAAAUCACGGCUUGAUUCCGGAGCUAGCUAAAAGAAAAGAAUAAAAAAAACGAAGAUUAAUGUAGGGCGAGCCGGUCUCCUCGAGCAAGACUGCUUGCCUUGCUGAGCCGCUGCCGAUAUCUACCAUCCGCGAAAAUCCGCC